CCCGACCCGCCUUCCACGGGCGCUCUUGUUGCUUCCGUAGAUGAAAGAAACAGUCAUGAACCAGGAAAAGCUCGCCAAGCUGCAGGCCCAAGUGCGCAUCGGUGGUAAGGGUACUGCCCGCAGAAAGAAGAAGGUUGUCCACAGAACAGCUACAGCAGAUGACAAGAAACUUCAGUUUUCUUUGAAGAAAUUGGGAGUCAACAAUAUUUCUGGAAUUGAAGAGGUAAACAUGUUUACCAACCAAGGAACAGUCAUUCACUUCAAUAACCCUAAAGUUCAAGCAUCUUUGGCUGCAAACACUUUCACUAUCACUGGCCAUGCUGAGACUAAGCAGCUGACAGAAAUGCUUCCUAGCAUCUUAAAUCAGCUUGGAGCUGACAGCCUGACCAGCCUGAGGAGAUUGGCAGAAGCUCUACCCAAGCAGUCUGUGGAUGGAAAAGCACCACUUGCUACUGGUGAAGAUGAUGAUGAUGAAGUUCCAGAUCUUGUUGAAAACUUCGAUGAAGCUUCAAAGAAUGAGGCAAACUGAACUAAGUGUCACUUUCUGAAUAAAGUUAAAACUUGAAAAAAGCUACUUGGAGCUGCUGUUUUCUAUUGUGACUGCUCUGACUUUAUUUCCUGAUGAGAUACCAAGAUCUGUGAUAUUUGGAAACUCCUUGAACCUGCAGCUCUUUAGUCACCGCUUGUACACAAUAUUAUUUUUGUGGCCUCAUUGAACAAACCUAUGCUUUGAAAUAAGUCAGAUUGCUAACAAAUCUCUGCCUAGACACAUUUUUUGAGUAACUUGUAUACAAGCAAAACCCCAUCUUUAAUGAACUUUGGCAUACAAUAAAAAUAGAAAACAAA
Messenger RNA from Eurypyga helias (sunbittern), 846 nucleotides. It is a transcript of the gene BTF3, whose product is annotated as basic transcription factor 3. Gene Ontology annotation, cellular component: cytosol; nascent polypeptide-associated complex. The transcript has 5 exons. The record is from RefSeq and is a predicted model, not a curated record. Bases 41 to 529 code for a protein of 162 amino acids. NCBI's taxonomy places the organism in Eukaryota, Metazoa, Chordata, Aves, Eurypygiformes, Eurypygidae.